Chrysochloris asiatica (Cape golden mole) is the source of this 996-nucleotide messenger RNA. Its product is annotated as HLA class I histocompatibility antigen, B-7 alpha chain-like. The transcript is spliced from 6 exons. Bases 1 to 996 code for a protein of 331 amino acids. The record is from RefSeq and is a predicted model, not a curated record. Gene Ontology annotation, biological process: positive regulation of T cell mediated cytotoxicity; antigen processing and presentation of endogenous peptide antigen via MHC class Ib; antigen processing and presentation of endogenous peptide antigen via MHC class I via ER pathway, TAP-independent. NCBI's taxonomy places the organism in Eukaryota, Metazoa, Chordata, Mammalia, Afrosoricida, Chrysochloridae. Gene Ontology annotation, cellular component: external side of plasma membrane. Gene Ontology annotation, molecular function: signaling receptor binding; peptide antigen binding.
AUGGUGUGGGCUCUCCUCAUUCGCAUGCUCCUGAGUUUGCUGCAAGAAGUUCAAACACGAUCGCAUUCUCUGCAGUAUUUCUACAUGGCUGUAUCUGAGCCAAGCCCAGGAAUGCCUGCAUUUGCCGCCUCUGGCUUUGUGGAUGACCAACCCUUCAUCUACUAUGACAGCAUGAAGACGAAGGCAAUUCCUCUUGCUCCGUGGUUAAAGGAGAAUUCAGAUUACUUUGAUGAUGAGACCGAAAUCUUCGUAAGUCGGAAGAAGAUUUUCCACUUAAAUCUGAGAAAUGUGCAGGAAUACUACAACCAAACCUCAGAGCACAGCUUGAACAAAGAGAACUCACAGAAGCCAGCAGGGCCCCACACCCUUCAAUUCAGCUAUGGCUGUGAGCUUCAAGAUGACAACAGGACCACAGGGCACUGGCAGUACGGCUAUGAUGGUAGCGACUACCUGAGUUUGAACAUGGACACUCUGCAGUACACGGCCAUCUCAUUUAUCGCCCGUUACACCAAGCAUAAGUGGGAGGCCAACAGGAAUUCCAUACAGAGAGACAAGAACUAUUUGGAGAAUGAAUGUAUCCAGUGGCUGCAGAGAUAUUUGAAGGAUGGAUGGGAGAACCUGACCCGUACUGAGACCCCCCAUACACAAGUGACCCACCACCCCAGCCCUAAUGGGAAGGUCACUCUGAGGUGCUGGGCCCGGGGCUUCUACCCUGCGGAGAUCACACUGACCUGGCGGCAGGAUGGGGAGGACCGGACCCAGGACACGGAGCUCAUAGAGACUAGACCUGCAGGAGAUGGGACCUUCCAGAAGUGGGCGGCCAUCGUGGUGCUCUCUGGGGAGGAGCAGAGAUAUACGUGCCAUGUGCAGCAUGAGGGGCUGUCUGAGCCCCUCACUCUUAGAUGGGAGCCAAUGUCCAAGUUGCCCAUCCCUGUCUACUCUGUUGUGGAGGGGGUGGGAACGAUUCUUGAGGACAUGAUAGCUUACACAAAUUAG